AUGCGACAACAAGUGUCGACCUUACUCCUCCAACACAAACGCCAGAUGACGAUUUCUAAAGCAGAAGAUCGAGAACUUCUGAAGAUACGAAAAAUGAAGGAUAUCGUCACCCUGCCCGCCGACAAGGGGCGCUCGACUGUCGUCAUGGAUAAGGCUGAGUACUGCACAAAACUAGGCAACCUCUUAAUGGACAAGGAAGCUUAUGUGCCAUCGACCGUCAGCGAGUUUAAAAAGCUCAUAAACAGCAUAAACAAGACGAUCGGCAAGCUGAGGAAGGCGGGAGCUCUUACGAGAAGGGAGGCGUUGGCCGCAAAAGCCAGUGAUACCGCGAUGCCGCGCUUCUACGGCCUACCAGAGGUCCACAAGCAGGGGGUGCCCCUACGCCCCAUCGUCUCCUUACGUGGCACUCCAGCAUUUGGGCUGUGA
Messenger RNA from Spirometra erinaceieuropaei, 426 nucleotides. The record is from the annotation of a GenBank genome assembly. Lineage: Eukaryota; Metazoa; Platyhelminthes; Cestoda; Diphyllobothriidea; Diphyllobothriidae.